GCACUCAGACUCUGCAUCGUCCACACCUAGCAAAAGAACGCGACACAAACACGUGAGCCAACAGGUGUGGACGCGCGACACUCACCUGGCUGUCAUACCUGAGGUGAAGCUCCACCCCCUCUGCUUCCUGGUUUCCUCGCUACUUUUGACUCGGACGCACCGGGUCUGUUGAGGAAAGUGUGUCCAGAACCACUGCAGCACCCACUCCAAUCUGGGCGAAAGGUCAUCAGCCAACAUGGCGGCAGUUGUUCUUCGAAGGCAAACUUUCAAGACGUCAUUUCUUGUGUCACGCUUCCACACUUCGCCGGCUGUUCUUCAGCAGCCUCCACUUCCCCAGUCGCGCUUCUUCCCGCCACAGGAGACGCCCAUGCUUCCGCCCGGCAGCUUCAAAGGCCGCGUGGCGUUCGUCACGGGCGGCGGGACGGGAUUGGGCCGCGCCAUGACGACCGCCCUGUCGCACCUGGGAGCGCAGUGUGUGAUCGCGAGCAGGAAGUUGGACGUGCUGCAGGAAACGGCCGAUGAGAUCAGUUGCCAGACAGGAAACAAGGUCCAUGCGAUCCAGCUCGAUGUCAGAGAUCCUCAGGCUGUAAGUCGUUGUGUCGACCAGAUGGAGAGUCUGACAGGCUUACCUGAUGUGAUCAUCAACAACGCGGCGGGAAACUUUGUCUCCCCGUCGGAAAAUCUGUCAGCCAACGCCUGGAAGACCAUCACCGACAUCGUCCUGAAUGGAACCGCCUUCACCACCCUGGAAGUCGGCAAAAGACUCAUCCACACGGGCAAAGGCGCGUCCUUCCUGGCCAUCACCACGAUCUACGCCGAGUCGGGAUCGGGUUUUGUGGUUCCGAGUGCGUCGGCGAAGGCCGGCGUGGAGGCGCUGUACAAGUCUUUGGCAGGAGAGUGGGGACGCUACGGACUCAGGUUCAACAUCAUCCAGCCUGGACCCAUCAAAACCAAGGGGGCUUUCAGUCGUUUGGACCCCACAGGACAAUUUGAAGCUGGAAUGCUGAGUCGGAUCCCGACGGGCCGACUGGGAACAGCCCCCGAGGUUGCAAACCUGGCGACGUACAUGUGCAGCGACUACGCAAGCUGGAUGUCUGGAGCGGUGGUUCGCUUCGAUGGCGGCGAGUACGUGAUGAUGGCGGGAGAAUUCAACGAGCUACGCAAGGUAAGCGUUGCGCUCCGAAGCGUCUUUUUAUCGUAUUUUAACGACGCCGUCAUCCAUCAGGUCACGCCUGAUCAAUGGAAGGUGAUGGAAAAGAUGAUCAGAAGCACCAAAGGAUCCUAAAAAGACUCAAAAGGCAACAGUGGAUGUCAUUGCUUUUUGAAUAGUUGAAUUCAUCAACAAUUUUACUGUCAUGUACUUUGCUGUGCAGGACUGUUGCUCUAGUACAUGGAAAGGUUUUACAGAUCUUCUUGCGAUGACACUAAGUACAUUUUCUACGGAUUGAUGUCUGUGAUAUCAAGUGACAUCACUUGUUGUCACGUGUUAUGUCGGGCUGUAUCUUUAUCAUAUUUUGUUGCUGAUAUUAAUCGUUGAAUGAGCGUAACUAAUAAAUAUUAAAAUACGGA
Nerophis lumbriciformis (worm pipefish) is the source of this 1569-nucleotide messenger RNA. RefSeq names its product 2,4-dienoyl CoA reductase 1, mitochondrial (gene decr1). Gene Ontology annotation, biological process: fatty acid beta-oxidation. The record is from RefSeq and is a predicted model, not a curated record. Lineage: Eukaryota; Metazoa; Chordata; Actinopteri; Syngnathiformes; Syngnathidae. Gene Ontology annotation, molecular function: 2,4-dienoyl-CoA reductase (NADPH) activity. Gene Ontology annotation, cellular component: mitochondrion.